AAACUUCGAACACAGUGGACCCGAACGCGAGGGCAAAGAGGAUAGCUUUCGGGUUGGCGUGGUGAAGGAGAUGAUGGUGGUGCUGUAGAUCUGCAGGUGAGGCAGAAGGGUCUUGGCAGCUGGAGUGGUGUGGAGGAUUUCUGGUAUGGAGCAGGUGGUUGUGGCCGAGGCUUGGGAUAUGGGAGAGAGCUGCGGAGAGGGGGGAGCUGCUGGCGUGGAGGAAGGCAGAAGAGCAAUGGCCAGAAUACCAGAAGCUGGCGCAACGGCCGGCCGAGGAGGAAGGCCGGAAGCAACCAUGGAAAUCUUGCAGGACUAACUUGCGAGAUUUGUUUCUCAAACUGCACCGCGUUUCACCUUCCCAUUCGUUCAUAAGCUUUAAAUCUCGCUGUUUGGUGCUGCGAGAUUUGUUUAAAUCUCAAACUCCUGCUCGUGCCACGCGUCACUUUCUCAUUCGUCAACAAAUCUCGUAGCGCCAAUCAUGGAAAUCUCGCAGGACUAACUUGCGAGAUUUGUUUUUCAAACUGCACCGUGCUUCACCUUCCCAUUCGUUCAUGAGCUUUAAAUCUCGCUGCUUGGUGCGGCGAGAUUUGUUUAAAUCUCAAACUCCUGCUCGUGCCACGCGUCACUUUCUCAUUUGUCAACAAAUCUAGCAGCGUCAAGCUGCGAGAUUACGUGAGCAUUCUUUUGGAAAAUUUUUUCCCAAAUAGAGUAUUAUUUAAUAUUUUAUUUUAUUUUAAUUAUAAAACAGGAAAAAACUGCCUAUUGCCGUGGUUGGGAUAAGUAAUUUUGAACCAAACAUCGCCUAAUCCCUGUGAGUCGUCUCCAGCACCACACCCGUAUAUUCUUCAAUCCGCAUCUGGGUUUUCGGACGGGUGCGUUCCGUGUAGUCAUUCGACUCAUUCCUCCUCAGCUACCUCUCUCCGGUGAAGACCAGAUCUGCUUGUUGAUAAACAUGGCGGCUCCAGAGGUUCUGCAGAGCGAGGAAGUCGUACUCCUCUCAUCUCCCCUCUUUGACGAUCAAAAGGGAGAGAAUACGAAAUCCCGAGGACUAUCAAUUGAGAAGAAAAUCGAAUUUCUCGAGAGCUUAACUGGAAGAGUUAGCAAUCGAAGAUCUCGCAGAUGGUUAAAUGAUCGAUUAUUAAUGGAACUUGUUCCACGUUUAAAUGGAGAAGAAAUUAGAGGCUUAUUUGCUCCACCGCCUUGGGGUGAUGAUGCUCCGUUGUCACCAUUUUGCAUGACAAAUGUGGGGGAAUGGGACAAAUUUAGGAAUAUAGACAUGGAUAAAGAGGCCCGCAUGAUUGAAGCCCUGAAAAACUCUCCAUCAAAGAAGAAAGGUUGUAUUGAUGGCAAUAGGGUGGCUGUUUUGAAUGCGUGGCAUCGAGUAGAUUGCAGAACAAGAGAAGCGCUCCGUCGGAGCUUUCUUUCAGAACUUAUUGAGGGCUAUGAGGAAUGCUUGCGGGCAUUCAUUAAGGAGAGUCGAGAAGAUGUUUUGGUGCUACAUGUUCAAGAUCCUUUUCAGAGGUUAUUGCUGCAUGGCGUUUGCGAGAAGGUGGAAAACUAUGCAAAUAUGCGUGUAGAGAGAGAGAGAGAGAGAGAGUUGUUUUCAUAUGACCUAUUAUUUCUAGUUAAUAUCUAAUGUUUGUUUGAAAACUUGGUCAUCGUCAAACAGUUCUAUGACUUGGUCUCAGUAACAGUUGGUGAGUCGAAGGGUGCAGGCUCUUCAAAGAGGACGAGGAUAAUGAAGAAGAAGAAGAAUGGUUCUGCUGAGCUCCCAGCGGUGACCCUGUCCCAUUUUCUGAAAAUGUCCAAGGAAGGGAUCUGGUAGCCAGGAAGGUCCCCAUCUUGUUAAUAAAUAAAGAAGAUAAAGGUUUAUUAAUGUUUGGAUGUAUUGUACAUUUAAUCUGCCUCAGUUGGCAACAGGGUCACCGUAUUUCACCUGAUUCAUUUGAUUGCGGCUUUUAGAAUGCCAUUCAGUGUCUCGUGAAUGUCUUUCUGAGAACAACAACCUAGACUCUGAAUUUAAAAAUUUGUUUUCUUGUAUUGGUUUUAAUGGACAUUUUCGGGCAUUAUCUCC
Messenger RNA from Malania oleifera, 2074 nucleotides. RefSeq lists its product as uncharacterized. Gene Ontology annotation, molecular function: nucleic acid binding. The transcript has 8 exons. The record is from RefSeq and is a predicted model, not a curated record. The coding region runs from base 953 to 1636 and encodes 227 amino acids. Lineage: Eukaryota; Viridiplantae; Streptophyta; Magnoliopsida; Santalales; Ximeniaceae.